Messenger RNA from Quercus lobata, 1595 nucleotides. Its product is annotated as eukaryotic peptide chain release factor subunit 1-3-like. NCBI's taxonomy places the organism in Eukaryota, Viridiplantae, Streptophyta, Magnoliopsida, Fagales, Fagaceae. The record is from RefSeq and is a predicted model, not a curated record. The coding region runs from base 686 to 1549 and encodes 287 amino acids. Gene Ontology annotation, molecular function: translation release factor activity. The transcript has 2 exons. Gene Ontology annotation, biological process: translational termination.
ACAACCUCUUUCUUUUUGGUUUUUAAAUCAACCUCAGAGUCCUAGAACACACGUGGAAGAAAAACCUCCUUCAGGUAAUCAACUACUUUUUCUGUCUAAUAUCACAAUGGCAGAUGUACAAGAAGCUGAUAAGAACAUUGAGAUUUGGAAGUUCAAGAAAUUGAUCAAAGAUCUUGAAGCUGCUAGAGGCAAUGGUACAAGUAUGAUUUCUCUAAUCAUGCCUCCACGUGAUCAAAUAUCCCGGGCUACCAAGAUGUUGGGGGAUGAGUUUAGUACUGCAUUAAACAUUAAAAGUAGGGUAAAUAAACAAUCUGUGCUUGGGGCAAUUAAAUCUGCGCAGCAAAGACUUAAACUUUACAAAAAAGUUCCUCCCAAUGGGCUUGUGCUCUACAUGGGAACAAUUGUAACUGAGGAUGGGAAGGAAAAGAAGGUCACAAUCGAUUUUGAGCCAUUCAGGCCAAUCAAUGCAUCUCUUUACCUUUGUGACGACAAGUUUCAUACUGAAGUGCUGAAUGAGCUUUUAGAAUCUGAUGACAAGUUUGGCUUUAUUGUCAUGGAUGGUAAUGGGACCCUUAUUGGGACUUUGAGUGGUAAUACCAGAGAAAUUCUUCAUACAUUUAGUGUUGACCUUCCGAAGAAACAUGGAAGAGGAGGGCAAUCAGCCUGAAGGUUUGCCCGUCUUCGGAUGGAGAAACGCCAUAACUAUGUGAGGAAGACAGCAGAGCUUGCCACACAAUUUUUCAUCAAUACUUCCACCAGCCAGCCCAAUGUUUCAGGAUUAAUACUAGCUGGGUCAGCUAACUUAAAAACUGAGCUCAGUCAGUCAGCCAUGUUUGAUCCCCGUCUUCAAGCCAAAAUAUUAAAGGUGGUAGAUGUCUCUUAUGGAGGGGAGAUUGGUUUCAAUCAGGCUAUUGAGCUGUCCUCGGAAAUCCUGUCCAAUGUGAAAUUUAUUAAGGAGAAGCGCUUGAUAGGCAAAUACUUCGAGGAGAUUAGCCUGGACACUGGGAAAUAUGUUGUUGGCGUGGAUGAUACACUGAAAGCUUUGGAGAUGGGUGCUGUUAAGAUACUUAUUGUAUGGGAAAAUCUAGAUAUUAAUAGGUAUGUGAUGAAGAAUAGCACUACUAGUGAGAUUAUCAUAAAGCACUUGAAUGAGGAGCAGGAGGCUGAUCAGAGUAAUUUUUGUGCUCCUGUUGGCUCUGCUGAGUUAGAGGUGCAGGAAAAGAUGCCUCUGCUGGAGUGGUUUGCUACUGAAUACAAGAAGUUUGGCUGCACACUUGAAUUUGUCACCAACAAAUCUCAAGAAGGAUCCCAGUUCUGCAGAGGUUUUGGUGGGAUUGGGGGAAUACUCUGCUAUCAGCUCGAUAUAAGAUCAUUUGAUGAGUUUUCUGAUGAUGGUGAAGUUUAUGAUGCUUCUGAAGAUGAUGGUGAAGUUUGUGAUGAUUCUGAAUUCGAACCAAUCAACAGUUUCCCAAUGCUUGUGCAGGGGAAUGGGGGAAAAAGGACUGCACCAGUGCAGGAGAUCGAGGAAACACCCAAGGAGCUUCAUUAAGUGAUUUCAUUUAGACGUUAGAUUGUUCCAAAAAAAAAAAAAAAAA